CACCGGAAAAACUUCAAAAUCAGUUUGGAUGAUAUACUUCCCUCUGUAAAGCGCCGGCGGGAGCUCCUUUCCACAGAGCUCGAGCUCAAUAGCAAUGGAGUCGCUGUCGUCCCUCCUCUCUCCGAAUCCGCCUCUCCAAUUCAUGCCCCCUCGCAGACCCUCCUCAAUCUUGGCGUCCGCGACUUCGCUCUCUUCCCCGACGCUCGCGUGCACCGCGCCCCCGCGAAGAAAAGCUUCGACGCGAGCGCCGUCGACGAAACGCUCUUCAAGAACCUCCAGGACGGCGCCGUCUCCUUCUCCAACUCCAACUAUCUUAACGACGGACGCCGCCGAAGCUCCUCCUGUGGCGGCUAAGAAGGUCCUAAUACCAAUCGGAUUUGGCACAGAGGAAAUGGAAGCUGUGGUGCUAAUUGAUGUGCUUCGCCGAGCUGGCGCAAAUGUGACGGUGGCUUCUGUGGAGCCACAGCUCCAGGUUGAAACUUCUGGUGGUGUUAAACUUGUCGCUGAUGUCUCAAUUGCAGAAUGCUGUGAUGAAGUUUAUGAUCUAGUGGCAUUGCCGGGAGGAAUGCCUGGCUCAGCACAGCUAAGGGAUUGUGAAAUUCUUCGAAAAAUCAUGAGCAAACAGGCUGAGGGAAAGAGGUUAUAUGGAGCUAUAUGUGCUGCUCCUGCAGUCACACUGCUCCCCUGGGGCCUUCUGAAACGAAAGCAGACUACUUGUCACCCUGCAUUCUUUGACAAGCUCCCCACUUUCUGGGCCGUUAAAUCCAAUAUUCAAGUUUCAGGAGAGCUUACAACUAGCCGUGGUCCUGGAACUUCAUUCCUUUUUGCUCUGUCCUUAGUGGAACAGCUCUUCGGUGAGUCUGUCGCUGUGGAACUUGGAGAAUCCUUGCUGAUGCGCGAUGCUGAUGAUAAUUCUCCAAACAAAGAGUUCAACAAAGCUGAGUGGGUUGUGGACCAUAAUCCUCGCGUCCUAAUUCCAAUUGCAAAUGGUUGUGAGGACAUUGAAGUGGUAACUAUAGUGGACAUUCUACGACGAGCCAAAGUAGAUGUGGUGGUUGCUUCAGUUGAAAGACAUUUGCAGAUUUUGGCAUCGCAAGGCACAAAAAUUGUUGCUGACGAGUUAAUUGGCGAUGCUGCAGAAACAAGCUAUGACUUGAUCAUUCUUCCAGGAGGAACCGCUUGUGCUGACCGUUUACAUAAGUCCAGAAUUUUGAAAAAGCUGCUAAAGGAGCAAAAUUUGGCUGGAAGAGUAUAUGGAGCGAUCUGCUCUUCGCCAACAAUCUUACACAGACAGGGUUUACUGAAGGAUAAGAAAUUCACUGCACAUCCAUCUGUUGCAAACAACCUCGCCUGUGACGGAGUGGAUGGUGCUAAGGUGGUCAUUGAUGGGAAGGUGAUCACGACCAGGGGACUCGCAUCUGUCACAGAUUUUGCAUUGGCUAUCAUUAGCAAACUUUUUGGCCAUGGAAGGGCAAGGAGUGUUGCAGAAGGCCUCGUUUUUGAGUACCCCAGAAGUUAGGGAGGUUCAUGGGCUUAGUCCACAAAAGUCACAAUUUCCGGCUCAUUAUCCCAGUACUUAGAGAGCCAUGUUUUUGCAUGGACAAUGCUUUAAUGGGCCAUUUUGGGGUUCUUCAGCUGGAUGGAGAGAAAUUUUGUUCCUCCUUUUAUUGCAGAAUUAUGUGAAAGCUGCUCAUUCGAGAAAAUUCUAUGCACUUUGUGCGGGUGCUGAUCAGCAGAUCCUGCCGUGGCUAAUGCAGAUGGGCUGUGGAUGAUUCAUUUGCUCCUGAUCCAAUCACAUUUUCAAGAUGGACCGAUGAGGAC
Messenger RNA from Rhodamnia argentea, 1821 nucleotides. RefSeq names its product protein DJ-1 homolog C. The transcript is spliced from 9 exons. Gene Ontology annotation, biological process: protein deglycation, glyoxal removal; guanine deglycation, glyoxal removal. NCBI's taxonomy places the organism in Eukaryota, Viridiplantae, Streptophyta, Magnoliopsida, Myrtales, Myrtaceae. The coding region runs from base 95 to 1519 and encodes 474 amino acids. The record is from RefSeq and is a predicted model, not a curated record. Gene Ontology annotation, molecular function: protein deglycase activity. Gene Ontology annotation, cellular component: nucleus; cytosol.